Messenger RNA from Vombatus ursinus (common wombat), 535 nucleotides. RefSeq names its product coiled-coil-helix-coiled-coil-helix domain containing 1 (gene CHCHD1). The coding region runs from base 20 to 376 and encodes 118 amino acids. Gene Ontology annotation, molecular function: RNA binding. The record is from RefSeq and is a predicted model, not a curated record. NCBI's taxonomy places the organism in Eukaryota, Metazoa, Chordata, Mammalia, Diprotodontia, Vombatidae. The transcript is spliced from 3 exons. Gene Ontology annotation, biological process: mitochondrial translation. Gene Ontology annotation, cellular component: nucleoplasm; mitochondrial ribosome; mitochondrion.
GGCGUCAGGAGCCUGGUCCAUGGCUGCGCCAAGCCUGCGGGGCCGCCUGGCUCGCCUGGGCAAUUCGAAGCGGCCGGUGCUGAAACCCAACAAACCCCUGGUCCUGGCCAACCGGGUCGGGGCGGGGCGCCGCGAGCUCGGGGAGGCAACCUGUAUAACCGAGAUGUCCCUGAUGAUGUCUUGCUGGAAGCAGAAUGAAUUUAGCGACACAAUUUGUUCCAAGGAGAUCGAAGACUUUUUUGACUGUGCUUCAAAGGCUGAGGCAGAGCGGAAGCAGAAGGCAAAACAGGAAUUGCUGGGCUCCUCUGGGCAUUUGACUCCCAAGCAAACAAAUAAAUUGUUGGGGAGGUUUCCUAAUAUAUCCUACAUUAUCUGAAGGUGUUACGUAGCUUUUUAAGGACUGGCCUCAUGGAAGCAACUUGGUGGUGUUUGGACUGAGUGACCUCUGAGUGGCAGAGGACAUGGUCUCACCCCUGUGGGGUUGUGAUUUGGGUGAGAGUUCUGCUUUACCCUGAAAUAAAAUCUUUACAGAGAG